CUCUGUAAACCUCUGCACAGCCCUUGAUUGAUCUUUUCCAAACAUAGCAAUCAACUUUGAACCAACCAUUUAUGCUAGUACACUGAAGCAAUGCAAUGCUAACCGUUUGAUCUAAAUUAUAGUCCAUCCAACAACGUUGUUACAUUUCUAAUGAGAUGUCUCCAGAGUAGACGCCUGAACUUGUCCCAAGGAAACAUUUCCACUGCUCGCCUCGCCCAAAAUGGAUCGCUUUCGCCAAGCGGCCACUCAAGUGCGCAUCCAGUACCGCGUUCUGAAGCUCACCUACUGGCACUACGAACCGGACAAGGACUUCUACCGGUUGGUGAACAUUUUCCUCUCGCUUUCGGGAGUUUGCUACACUCCGGCCAACAUUUGGGAACGCAUCGCUUGGGGUUGCUAUCAGGCGAUUUCCGUUUGCCACUACUUCCUGACGUUGAUCCAUUUCGUCGAGGCGCUGGUCGAGUGGAAGCACCUGGUGCCCAUCAUCUGGAACUUUGUCGAGUUUUUCAUGAUGUGUACGGCAAUUUGUAAGAGCAAUAUCAUACAACACCACAUGAAGGAGAUUUUGGCCACGCAGAAGUUUGUGAAUAGGAGACAGGCCGCGUCCGGAGAUUCGGAAGAGGAUUCGAAGGCCAGGAAGGUGCUUUUUAAAAUUAUACAGACCUUGCCGGGGACGUUGAUUUGGGUGAUCGGAACGGUUGUUGUUCUGGCUGCCAUUACGAUUGGGCCGGAUGACCCGCUGUUUGGACAGUCGCAGUUUUUUCAUAGACACCUAAGUGGCUGGAAAGCUCGAAUUGUACAUAUCGUCCUCAACUCCGCGCUGUUCCCAAUCUGGGUCGGGAAAACUUACUGCUCUACUAUACUGAUAUCCUGUUUGUUGAUGGGACUGAAAACGGAACUUACGAUUAUGUCACAAAGAUUUAGUGUUCUUUGUGACAAUUUCGAACAUACCAACUUGGAAAAGUUCCAGGAGUCCCUCAUGGUGUGCCUCAGACAGCAAAAUCAAAUUCUAGAUCAAUUGAUUCAACUGCAGUCGUUGGUGCGGUAUGAUUUCCUGGUGGUCUACUAUGGAGGAUUGAUUACCAUCGGAUCGCUUAUUUUUAUUCCCACGACGGACGGUCUGACGAUUGGAAGCUUCAUUCUUACGUUGGGGAUCACGGUGUUUUUCAUCGAAAGCUUCCUCUGGUGCUGGUUGGUGGAAUCGUUCGGAAAUAUUAAUGACACCAUCGAGGAGAAGAUUAUGGACGUGAUUGUGAUGAUCCCUCACGAUGCUACCCGGCACUCGGAGUACAUUCGCCUCCGGACGCAGCUGAUGAUUAUGAAAAUUGGUACCCGAUUCAGCGCCAAGUUCAACUGUGGGGGAGUUUUUGACAUUACCGUUGAAGCUGUUGGGAAGUUGCUGAACAUUACGUAUUCGUUGGUUACAUUCUUGCUGAAUUUCACCUAGAGGGAAUGUUAAAACUAUCGAUAAACAGUGUAGAUGGAUACAAACAAUUUGUAGUGAAAUUAGAUUACAGUUGCUAGUCGAAACCUCAGAACACAUGUUUUAGUCUCCUCUUCGUCUUUUUUGGCAUCUCAAAAGAUUAAGAUUCAGAAGAUGUUUAAAGAUACAAAAAAGAAUUGAACGAAUAGGAAAUUUCCAUUAGCUUACUGUUGAUGUUCUUUCCAAUGGGCCAACUUAUGUGCGUUUUUUUUUUUA
Messenger RNA from Aedes albopictus (Asian tiger mosquito), 1699 nucleotides. RefSeq lists its product as uncharacterized. The transcript is spliced from 2 exons. Bases 221 to 1447 code for a protein of 408 amino acids. NCBI's taxonomy places the organism in Eukaryota, Metazoa, Arthropoda, Insecta, Diptera, Culicidae. The record is from RefSeq and is a predicted model, not a curated record.